AUAGUUGGGUCGACUUUAGAAGAGUGAGGUUCGUGCUGCAAACAUUUGUUGGAGGUUCUAUAUCAGAGAAAAGAAGAUGAUGAUCUCACAUCAAAAUCUACAAACUGGUUGGCUUCUUCUUAUGUUCGUGUCAGGAUCGGCAUACAGACUCGAUCUUUUCAGACGUAACUCUGUGCCAGUAGAAGGUGACGUGAGGCUGUUUGGUACUGAGAGCAUUUCAGAGGGUCGUGUUGAGGUCUACCACGAUGGAAAAUGGGGAACAGUGUGUGACGAUAACUGGGGCAUGACUGAGGCCCAGGUGGUGUGUCGUCAGCUCAAAUUCCCUGGAGCCAAAUCUGUUGUGGUCGGGAAGGACUAUGGGCAAGCAACUGGGCCAAUUUGGCUGGAUGAAAUCAAAUGUAAAGGCACAGAGAAAGAGCUUCUGACUUGUUCUUUCGGUGGUUUGGGAGUUACGGACUGCACUCAUAAGGAGGAUGUUGGAGUAAUCUGUGAAACAGGAAACAAUAUGACCAUUAUUGACUCUUCACUCUCCGUGGACCAUAGCAUCAGCCUCUCAGAUGAUCUCGGUGAAAUCUUUGACAGUGGUUUUGGCUGUGACCACCUAAUUGUAUUUGAAAGCCCAAAUGGAUUGGAGAAUGGCACUCCAGAGACGACUGAGAUGACGAUCUGUGUUCACAAAUUGAUCCUCAAGCAACUCCCGUUCUUCAGCCUUUCUGUAGAGAUGAACACCACCACAGUCACACUGAGAAAGCCCUGUAAAGCACAUCUGGUCCCUUUUAUCAGGUACCUGUACACCCGUAAGAUUGAUGUGACCUUCUCGUCUGCACUGUGCAUCCAUCAGCUGGCUUCAGAUUUUGGUGUAAAGCAGCUGAUGGAAGAUCUAGGUCGGCUAUUCUCUAAAAUUCUCCCUGAUGACUCUUCCUUUAACACCCAGCUUUCACUUUACCAAUACGCAAUGGAAACUGAGGACUUAAUCCUUCAGGAAAACUGUAUCCAGUACAUGGCCUGGAACUACCAAAACCUGACAUUGUCACCAGCUUGGUCUGAUCUUCCUGUGGAGCUCCUUCAAGCCCUCCUUACCCGCUCAGAUUUGGUUGCACCAGAUGAGUAUUUUGUGCUUCAAACUGUGGAAAAAUGGAUCACAGAGAAGUCCAAUUCCACCAGUUUGGAAACCCAAGUUGACCUGCUGCGUCUCGUUCGUUUCCCCAUGAUUUCUGCUGAGAAGCUGUACACCCUGGAGUCCAGCUCUCUUCUGUACAAGACUCAUAAGGACACCUAUCUUGACAGCAUUCUGAAAGCAUUUCAGUUUAAUGUUUUACUCUUCAGUAAUAUUUCAGCCUAUCCAAAUUUCAACAAAGACAGUGAUGAUUACAAGCCCAGGAUCUACACCUCUGAGACCUGGAGCACUGUUCUCAAACCCUAUUACAAUAUAAAUACGUUGAGAACACCUGUCCACCCCAGCCUUUUGUUUAAGGACAAAGUGAUCAACUGGGAAGCAAGAGUCUUAAGAAGUCAAAGUGAGUGUUCAAACAAUGGUUUGAGGUGUGAGUCGGUUCCUGCAGUGAAGCUGACUCUCUACUACCAAUAUUCCUCUGAGAGUAACGUUUUGUUCCGUAACCGCCUUCUGCUGGUGUGCCAGAACAAGUACGUCUGUCAGAUUCAAGGGUUCAAAGGCGACCUGGCUUACGUCGCUACAAAUAUUACCCAAGUCCUUGCUUAUCCCUGUCCUGAUGACAAGUACUCUUACGUAUUUGUAGUGAGACCAGAGUACGUCUGAUCCAACUUCAGGACCAGCCAGAAAAUAGAAUCACAAGAAGCAUGAUCAUUAAGUUGAUUCAAAACAAAUCACUUUUUCAAUUCGAAUGAUUGUUGUUUUGUUUUUUUUCCCCUGAUUUCUGUUAC
Molecule: messenger RNA, 1902 nt
Organism: Nematolebias whitei (Rio pearlfish)
Lineage: Eukaryota; Metazoa; Chordata; Actinopteri; Cyprinodontiformes; Rivulidae
Product: galectin-3-binding protein A
Exons: 7
Coding region: 77-1777 (566 amino acids)
Cellular component (GO): membrane
Source: RefSeq, a predicted model, not a curated record